GAAUAAUGCUGGAGCCUCCGCAAAGAUCAGUCAGAAAAGGACGAAUGAGAGCCUGGUAAAACUAAUCCGAUAUCAAAUUCGAGACGGAAAUAGAAACGAUGCGAGGGUGCCUGCGAACUAGGAUUGAGCCCUCUGCGCGUUUGUGCCUGCACCGGGAGGGAGGGGGGGGGUUGUCUUCGUUUCUCUUCCCUAUUUCUUAUUUAAAUUCGCUGCUAGUAUCAUCUGAUUCCCUCUCUACAGCACGAUCAUGUUGUCGAUAACCGUGCUGGGAGCCUAUACGGCAGUGACUUUGCUAUUGGCCAUACUCAUCAACGUGGCCUAUCAACUGCUCCUUCGUCAAUGGAACAAGAGCCAACCACCCCUGGUCUUCUACUGGAUCCCCUUCCUAGGCAGUACCAUCAGCUACGGUAUAGACCCGUACAAGUUCUUCUUUGACUGCCGGGAAAAGUAUGGCGAUAUCUUCACCUUCAUCCUCCUCGGGCAGAAAACCACCGUCUACCUGGGCGUCCAGGGCAACGAAUUCAUCCUCAACGGCAAGCUUAAAGACGUCAACGCAGAGGAAGUUUAUAGCCCCCUGACAACGCCGGUAUUUGGCUCAGACGUCGUAUACGACUGUCCCAACGCCAAGCUGAUAGAGCAGAAGAAGUUCAUCAAAUUCGGUCUCACUCAGUCAGCGCUGGAGUCUCACGUCCCCCUCAUUGAGGAGGAGGUUCUCGAAUACCUGAACACUUCGUCAUACUUCCAGGGUUCCUCCGGCCGGGUGAAUAUCUCUGCUGCCAUGGCCGAGAUCACAAUCUUCACGGCUGCACGUGCCCUACAGGGUGAGGAGGUCAGGUCGAAGCUGACGGCGGAAUUUGCCGAUCUCUAUCACGAUUUGGAUAAGGGAUUUAGCCCUGUCAACUUCAUGUUGCCCUGGGCGCCGUUGCCUCACAAUAACAAACGGGACGCUGCCCAUGCGCGUAUGAGGGCUAUCUAUACUGAUAUCAUCAAUGAUCGUCGUCACAGUGAGAAAGGGGCCAACGCUACCCAGACGUCUGACAUGAUCUCGAACCUCAUGGACUGCACUUACAAAACCGGGCAGCCCGUUCCUGAUAAAGAAAUCGCCCAUAUGAUGAUCACCUUGCUGAUGGCCGGUCAGCAUUCGUCAUCGUCAAUGGGGUCUUGGAUUAUGCUGCGGCUAGCCGCUCAUCCAGAAGUCAUUGAGGAACUCUACCAGGAACAAUUAGCCAACCUUGACCGUGAUGGGAAAGAGCUCCCUCCUCUCCGAUAUCAGGACCUUGACCGUCUCCCUCUGCAUUCAAAUGUUAUUCGCGAGACACUCCGCCUCCAUUCAUCCAUUCAUUCCUUGAUGCGCAAAGUGAAGAACCCCCUUCACGUCGCAGGGACGCCCUACGUCAUCCCCACCAGUCACAUCCUCCUCGCUUCCCCCGGCGUAACCGCUCUAAGCGACCACUACUUCCCCAACGCGAGCAAGUGGGAUCCUCACCGCUGGGACAAGGGCAACCAGAAAGACGAUAAUGAUGAUGUAAACGAAGAGGUAGUCGACUACGGCUAUGGCGCCGUCUCCAAGGGCACAUCUAGCCCGUACCUCCCAUUCGGAGCGGGCCGACACCGGUGCAUCGGGGAGAAGUUCGCAUAUGUCAAUCUUGGAGUCAUUUUGGCGACGAUGGUGCGGCAUGUUCGGCUCUUUAACGUGGAUGGGAAGAAGGGUGUGCCGGGGACGGAUUACUCGUCGCUGUUUUCGGGGCCUGUGAAGCCGGCGGUUGUUGGGUGGGAGAGGCGUGAUGGCCAGCGGAAGAUAUGAGAAGCAGGGCUUGUCCUGUGCUGGUACCAUGAUUUGUAUUCAUUAUAAGAUGCACUUAAUAGUUAAUAAACGAGUUGAUUGGGAUCCAUUUUCGGCCCGAGCCGUGACUCCACCGUUUUCUACCAUAUUAGCCGGGUCUAUGCAGGUACAGUAUCUCAGGCGAUUGCCACUCAAAAUCCAGACUAUGCGGCUUGCCAAGGGGGGAUAUGGAGUAUGUUGUGGUAGGAAUAGGGGUCGCUAUGCUGAGGCUGCUAUCCGCGGUACGAGAGCCUCGAUAUACAAAAUUUGACGAAAAUAAACCAAAAGAAGUGAAUUAGGCCCCAACUCCCAAGUUAAACGCCGCAAAAAUGAUCCGCC
Aspergillus glaucus CBS 516.65 is the source of this 2161-nucleotide messenger RNA. RefSeq names its product cytochrome P450. Gene Ontology annotation, biological process: ergosterol biosynthetic process. NCBI's taxonomy places the organism in Eukaryota, Fungi, Ascomycota, Eurotiomycetes, Eurotiales, Aspergillaceae. Bases 248 to 1804 code for a protein of 518 amino acids. The record is from RefSeq and is a predicted model, not a curated record. The transcript is spliced from 3 exons. Gene Ontology annotation, molecular function: monooxygenase activity; heme binding; oxidoreductase activity, acting on paired donors, with incorporation or reduction of molecular oxygen.